AUGGGCCUCAACGGAACGACCAAAGCUGAGUCCCAUACAUCUGACAAGCCAGAUGCAAAAGGAAGUUCCCCAAUGCAGCGCUUAUUGAAAGAUGGAGCACGUUACAACAGUUCACCUAGCCCAGUUGCGUCUCCAUUAAUCGCCGCGUAUGCAGGCAUUGGCAUUAUCCGUAACAGCCCGCUUGUGGUAGAUCUGCUGGGGAAUUCAACCGAGCCUCGUGCUAAAACACUUUUUUUGGAAACUCGAUCGAGAACGUCGUUUAAUCAGUGCACCGCCGUUGUCGAAGGAGAUAAUGUUAAUGUUUACAAGGAUGUAUAUCUGCGCUGGAUUUUUGACAAUUUGCAAAGCAUGACGGCUUAUAACAUUUCGCUGUUAUAUAAAGUCGAGUUAGUCGUCCCUGUUGUGGACUGCCAGCUUGACGUCAUUGGCAGUGGAGGCGCUGCUUUGGCUCGAGUCAACUACCUUGUACGCUAUAAGAACGAAACGAAUCGCAUGCUUUUACUCCCUGCAUCGCUAGCGAUCCAAGAUUAUUCUAUUGCUGAGCAGUAUGAACAAGGAUCUGCGUUAUUAUUGACAUUUUCGAUUGUUGAAGACAUGGCGUCAAAUGGUCCGGUCAGCCACUACUACACUAUUGCAUUGGAUUACCCGUACGAAUACAAACCGAGCUUUGAAGCUUGCCUCUUUUACGAUCACACUAGCGAUGGAUAUUGGUCACUUGAGACAAUUCCUCGUGAUCCGUUUAUGAGACCUCCAAAGCCUUUGAUUUCAGCUCGACAGCUUGGAUUUUAUAUUGAUAAAGAGACGUCGCAGGCAAACCAAAUAAACUUCUAUUGGGAUCCAGCUGACGAUCCAGCUUCUGCGUUGACGUUCUGGAAUUGGCAUGGUGAUACGGUGGUUCGCGAUAAUUGGGCUUGGGUACACAUAAUUCACUUGGCUUUUGCUAUCGACGUGAUGUUUCAGCUUGUUCUGCUUUUAUUCCUCGUGUACCGCAGCAUUUUACAAAGGCAUCUUUGGAUUGGUGAUGCGUUUGCACCUAUAUCAAAUGCAUUGCUUUAUCGUGGCAUUUAUGUGCUGAUUGCUAACGAGCUGAAUGGGUUUUGGACUCUCACCGAUUUCAGUCUUGCCCUUGCAGAUUCUAUUGGAGAAAAUCCAACUGUUAAAAAUCAUCCCGGUUUAGUGCAUGCUGACAUGCUCACAAUUUAUCUCAAUAUUGUUUGCGUAUUUAGCUAUUUGGUCCGAGAACGAGUUGACCCACUUUUAGCUGUAAUAUGCUUUGAAGUGGGUUUCAAUUUUCGAGAAUCCAUGACAAAGAUUUUUCCAGCACUCCAUAAAGUACUUAGAGACUACUCAGAUUUGGAAGUUACACAUGGUCCCGUGGCGGUGAAUGAAUAUAAAUUGUCCCCCAUGCGGCUUUGGACACUCCAUGCUGUCCCUUCAAAUAGGUGGCUGCUAAUUAUUGCCACUUUCAUCGUCAUCUUCAGUACAAUAUUAAUCAUCGUGCUAUACGUGAUUGUGCGUAAGCUAAUGCGUCACUACUCGGUUACAUCUCAAAUAAGUAGUCGAAGUGUCGAUAGCAAAAGUUUAAAUAAGUCUCGACCAACACACAACGACUCGGAGCCACGGGAGCUGAUGCAGUUUGAGACCGCCACGGGGUCCGUACUGAAAAAUCGUUUUGGCAUCUUGUCGAAGUACAAAAAUUACAUGUACAUCAAGUCCCGCAGAUUCGCAUCUGGUGAUGCCAUCUAUUGUAACGGAUUUGUGGUGGCUAACGACAAAUUUGUGAUUGCUACGGAAGAUUUGAUGUCUCUACUGAUCAUGAAAAUUGCGCGGGCGCGGUUCACGAACAUUUACGUCUAUACCAUAACAGCUGGCACCGGGGUGAACCAAACGGCUCGACUUGUGUAUCCAUCGACAAUCUCCUGGCAUGAUCUGGCAAAGGUAAGCGUUAGCCCCUUAACAUAA
Messenger RNA from Plasmopara halstedii, 1962 nucleotides. RefSeq lists its product as uncharacterized. The transcript has 2 exons. The record is from RefSeq and is a predicted model, not a curated record. Lineage: Eukaryota; Oomycota; Peronosporomycetes; Peronosporales; Peronosporaceae. The coding region runs from base 1 to 1962 and encodes 653 amino acids.